UGGUGGUGGUGGUGGUGAUCACGGCGGUCGUGGUGUUGUAUGAGUAUAUGUACAUGAUUUCGGGAAAUUAAUGUCGCGCGACGCCGGGAGGUGGGAGAGACCGCCGAGAAGCCGAGCAGCGAGGCCGGGGAGAAGGUGAAAGUGAACCUCUGUCCGCGCGGCCGUGGCGACGGACGGUGCCUAACCUAAAAAUAAAAUAUAUAUCCCUCUCCGUCCCACCAACUUCGCGACACUCGUCGCACGUCUGCGUCCGCUCCGCUGUCGUGCGUGGUGACUCGCGCGCACAAGUACGUCUCGCCGCCGUGUCGUCCGCGGAUCGUCGCGCGCGACGUGGACCCGCCGUGACCCUGUCACGGAAUCGUCCGGAGGUGCCGCUCAACGUCGGAGCAGCCGCACGUCGUCGUCGUCGUCGUACCCGCGUACACCCGCGCACGCCGCUCCUGCUGCAGGGACACGUCCGCGUCGACAUGACCGCGCCGAGACGGCCGCGGUGGUGCUCGCUGCAGGGGGACGAAUGACUUCGCGGUUAGCACGCCGGCAACAACGUAUGGAGAAUAUGGAUCUUACGAGCAACGAGUCGGCGGGGGAGCAGCAACCCGUCCCCGACAGCACGGUGCCGCGGAAGUCCUGGUCCGAGCUGCGCGCCGUCGUCAGCGAUCUCAGGAGGAAGCUGUCCGGAGUGUCGGCCGGAUCCGUGCCGAGUUCCAUAACUUUCCGCUCGCUCCCGGACGGCCGGACUAGAAUCUAUUUCCUCAGCACGCCGAGCAACGGCUGGGAGACCACCCUUCUGUACGUGGACAUUGCACACGCGGAUCACGCCAACGGCUACCGAUUGCACUGGCAACCCGUCAUAGAGGCGAAUUUCCAGAGUGUAUCGAGUGCGAAUAGACUGUCGAAAGAGGAGCAACUGUUGUGGGAAAGGAAAAGACUCGCUACGUGGGGUAUAACCAGUUACGAGAUCCACGCGGAGAGUGGAAAAUUAGUCUUUCCAGCUGCUAGCAGCCUUUAUCAAUGUGUGGAUACUGGAUUUAUGCCUGGACCUCUAUUUCCGUCGGAAAUCAGGAUGUCGACGACUGGGGCGAAACUGUGUCCUCAGAUCUGUCCCUGGAACAACGCCUUGAUCGCUCACACGUGCUCAGGGGAUCUGUACCUGUCUCACAGUAUCACAGGUUCCUCGGUUCGAUUAACUCACGCUAGAAAAGGAGGCAGAAGUCUCGUGGACGAUCCGCUCACCGCCGGUACUCCUUCCUACGUCAUGCAGGAGGAAUUCACAAGGUAUAUCGGUUACUGGUGGCAGCCGAAGUCCAUGUUCGACGGAAUCUACAGGAUAGUGUACGAAGAGGUGGACGAGAGCGACGUCAAGAUCUAUUGCUUCCCCUCGUCGAAUUCCGACGAGGUGGACGAGUUCAGAUUUCCUAGAGCCGGCAUGUCGAACGCAAGGAGUAACUUGAAAAUGGUGCAGUUUCGUCUGACGGAGUCGUUACAUAUCGUCGAUAUCGAGAUAUUGGAGCUCCAGUAUCCUCUUCACAUCAUGUUCCCGUGGAUGGAAUACAUGGUGAGAGUCGGAUGGACUCCGGAUGCUCAAUACGUCUGGGUGCAACUGCUGGACAGAAAGCAGCAGAAACUCGAGUUGGUCCUGCUGUCGAUAGACAACUUUUGCGAGCCACCGCCGAACACGUACAACACGGAAAACCAUUUCACGCCCACGUCAGCGAGCGUUCAAGUGGUAUACUCCGAGCAGAGCCCGAUUUGGAUCAACGUGAACGAUCUGUUGUACUUCUUGAAGUCCGACGACGCGAACGAGGUCAAAUUUAUCUGGGGGAGCGAGGAAUCUGAGUUCCGACACUUGUAUCUCAUAACAUCCAGUAUAGCAGGAUUGAGUAACGGAGUGGAGGAGCCUCUGGAUAGAAUGGACAGUAUAUUUCUCCGACCACGUAUCACUUCCAAGAUCGCCCUGACGCAGGGCGAUUGGGAAGUGCUAGGGAAGAAAAUAUGGGUCGACGAAGUCAACUCCAUCGUCUAUUUCUGCGCGUUACGGGAAGGGCCGCUGGAGCAGCACGUUUACGCGGUUUCGCUGCGACGGCCGUUAGAGAUACGGCUGCUGACGCGGCCUGGUUACAGUUACAACAGUAUAUAUUUUAACAAAGAGUGCACAAUGUUGGUCACUGUUUAUAGUUCCAUUAAAACGCUGCCUACUUGUCAAGUCUUUAAAAUAUCACAAACCGAUUGGACAGUGGAGAGCAUAUCGCUCACACCCGUAGGCUAUCUCCUAGAGCCGUCGGCGCCCGAAUCCGAGCUGUUCGCGCCGGAGGUAUUUACGCAUAAAAUCAAGUCGGGGGACACGGUCUACUCGAUGAUAUUUAAGCCUCAUAAUUUCCAACCUGGAGUCAAGUAUCCCACGAUAUUGAACGUUUACGGAGGACCAGAAGUGCAACUUGUAUCUAACACAUUUAAAGGUUUAAGACAUUUACGGAUGCACAUGUUAGCUGCUCAAGGCUAUUGCGUAGUUUUAAUAGACUCCCGCGGAUCGCAGCAUAGAGGUCUAGUAUUCGAGAGCCACCUGCGACGUAGGAUGGGAACGGUGGAGCUCAACGAUCAGGUCGAAGUGUUGAGAUGGCUUGCGGAGACUACCGGAUACAUAGAUCUAAAUCGAGUGGCUCUUCACGGCUGGUCUUACGGCGGAUACUUAAGUCUAAUGGGUUUGAUACAGUAUCCCGACGUGUUCAAGCUGGCCAUUGCUGGUGCUCCGGUUACCUCGUGGAACUUUUACGACACCGGAUACACCGAGCGUUACAUGGACCUGCCGCAGAGCAAUCCUCACGGUUAUAUGGCCGGAUCGGUCCUGACUUAUGUGAACAAGUUUCCCGACGAGGAGAAUCGUUUGUUGAUUAUUCACGGUCUCAUAGACGAGAAUGUACAUUUCUACCACACUAGCCAGCUGAUUAAUGCCCUUGUGAAGAUCGGCAAACCGUAUCAGCUGCAGGUUUAUCCUCACGAGAGGCACAGUCUGAGGAGCCUAGAUGCCAGCAAGCAUUACGAGACGACCCUGUUGUCCUUCUUGCAAAAUCAUUUAUGAACCGACGUUCUUUCUCUCCUUUUACUUUUACCUUUGUUUCCUUAUGCUGUUAGAUAGUUCGAUAACCGUUCCUCCAAGCAAGAGUUUGCCAGUUUUGAGUAACUGCCAUUAAUUUACGUACACACACUUAAACUACAUGAAACUUAAAAGGAAGGAAUACCUUCAGGUGGCAAAAUAUGUGUACUAAUUUCUGUAUAAAAGUGUGCCUCUUAAGGCUUUUAAGAUAGUAUUAUUUUUUUUUUAAUGCAAAGUAUCUGCAAUGGAAAAGUGUGAAUAUAAUCGUGUAAUUAAUUACCAGGACGAACUUCUAGCAAGGAAUUUAUAAUAUAACUUACAAGAAAAAAAAAGAUAAUGUGCUGAAUACGAAUUUUCAACGCCGCUGUCAAGGUGCCACAAAAAAAAGAACGCGUAAUAAGCAACAGGUUUUUUUAAUCAGCUAUUGUCAAAGCUUAGCGGUCGUGAUAAUAUUGGUUAAUUGUGACUAUUUUUUAAGGGAAUGGACAAUACUCAAUUUACAACUGACAAUAGUUAAUCGGGAAGACUACAUCAGACGCGUUUCUGUUUCGCAAUAUACAUUGAAUCGUUAGACGUUAACAUACCAAUUGUGACUAUGUAUAUAACACGGUACGGUGACCGUGAUACACAUGUAUCCCUCUUAUCUUUCUACGAAAUGAAAAGUCCGCGUUUCAGCGAGAAAAGUAUUUUGCGUUCUUCAGUGUUGUGAAAUAAUCGUAUAUCCGAUGGAUAAUAUUAUUUGUCAAUAAAUAAAUUCAUUA
Messenger RNA from Wasmannia auropunctata (little fire ant), 3852 nucleotides. Its product is annotated as dipeptidyl peptidase 9. Gene Ontology annotation, molecular function: serine-type peptidase activity; dipeptidyl-peptidase activity. Lineage: Eukaryota; Metazoa; Arthropoda; Insecta; Hymenoptera; Formicidae. The coding region runs from base 515 to 3076 and encodes 853 amino acids. The transcript has 10 exons. Gene Ontology annotation, biological process: proteolysis. The record is from RefSeq and is a predicted model, not a curated record.